GGUUGGGACCGGGGCGGGUACCAGGGCCGGGGCGUCAUGCGGUGGCCGAGUGUGCGCGCGGCGGGGCUGGUCCUGUGCACCUUCUGCUACCUGCUGGUGGGCGCCGCUGUCUUCGAUGCGCUCGAGUCGGAGGCGGAGAGUGGCCGACAGCGACUGCUGGUCCACAAGCGGGGCGCGCUCCGAAGGAAGUUCGGCUUCUCGGCGGAGGACUACAGCGAACUGGAGCGCCGGGCUCAGGCCCACCGCGCUGGCUGCCAGUGGAAGUUCGCCGGCUCCUUCUACUUCGCCAUCACCGUCAUCACUACCAUCGGGUACGACCACGCCGCGCCGGAUACGGACUCCGGCAAGGUCUUCUGCCUGUUCUACGCGCUCCUGGGCAUCCCGCUGACGCUGGUCACUUUCCAGAGCCUGGGCGAACGGCUGAACGCGCUGGCGCGGCGCCGCCUGUUGGCGGCCAAGCGCUGCCUGGGCCUGCGGUGGCCUCGCGUGUCCACGGAGAACCUGGUGGUGGCCGGGCUGCUGGCGUGCGCCGCCACCCUGGCCCUCGGGGCCGUUGCCUUCGCGCACUUCGAGGGCUGGACCUUCUUCCACGCCUACUACUACUGCUUCAUCACCCUCACUACCAUCGGCCUCGGCGACUUCGUGGCGCUGCACAGCGGCGAGGCGCUGCAGAGAACCCCCUACGUGGCCUUCAGCUUCGUCUACAUCCUUCUGGGGCUCACGGUCAUUAGCGCCUUCCUCAACCUCGUAGUCCUGCGCUUCCUGGCUGCCAGCGCCGACUGGCCUGAGCGCGCUGCCCGCCGCCCCAGUCAGCGCCGCCCGGGGGCGCCCGAGAGCCGCGGCCCCUGGCUGCCCUGCCGCCCGGCCCGCUCCCGGGGCUCCGCCUCCGUCUCCUGCCAGGUACACCAGCUGGAGAGACGCGCCCGCGACAACCUGGGCUUCUCGCCCCCUUCGAGCCCGGGGGUCAUGAGUGGUGGGGCACCCAGGCUCGGGGCCCGGCGGAAGUGCAUCUGACAACCCCACCCAGGCCAGGGUCGAGUCUGGAACGGGAGGAUCUGGCUUCAGCUAUCAGGGCACCCUCCCCAGGGUUUGGAGACGGGGUGAGGGGCCUCUGGGCGGUCUUCUGCCACGAGCAGUUUCUCAUUACCGUCUGUGGC
This is a messenger RNA of Piliocolobus tephrosceles (Ugandan red Colobus), 1157 nucleotides long. RefSeq names its product potassium two pore domain channel subfamily K member 15 (gene KCNK15). Gene Ontology annotation, cellular component: plasma membrane. Gene Ontology annotation, biological process: potassium ion transmembrane transport; stabilization of membrane potential. NCBI's taxonomy places the organism in Eukaryota, Metazoa, Chordata, Mammalia, Primates, Cercopithecidae. Gene Ontology annotation, molecular function: outward rectifier potassium channel activity; potassium ion leak channel activity. The record is from RefSeq and is a predicted model, not a curated record.